Anguilla anguilla (European eel) is the source of this 2652-nucleotide messenger RNA. RefSeq names its product gamma-aminobutyric acid type A receptor subunit alpha3 (gene gabra3). The transcript is spliced from 12 exons. Lineage: Eukaryota; Metazoa; Chordata; Actinopteri; Anguilliformes; Anguillidae. Gene Ontology annotation, molecular function: GABA-gated chloride ion channel activity; benzodiazepine receptor activity; inhibitory extracellular ligand-gated monoatomic ion channel activity. The coding region runs from base 256 to 1710 and encodes 484 amino acids. The record is from RefSeq and is a predicted model, not a curated record. Gene Ontology annotation, cellular component: postsynapse; dendrite membrane; neuron projection. Gene Ontology annotation, biological process: synaptic transmission, GABAergic; nervous system process; gamma-aminobutyric acid signaling pathway.
CAGCGCCAAUCUGAGUGGGGAAGACGGAGGGGGCGGGAGGGCUAGUUUGAAGGGGGCAGACCUUCCGCGAUAACAGCGCUCUUCCCUCUCCUUCAUUUCAGCAUCUUUAGCAAACACUUGGAAAUUCGCUGGUGAAAUAAGAAUCGCAGGGGAAGUUAGUGGAACAUAUCGCACAGAACCGAGGCUAGCAAAGUCAACAGAAAAAGAAAAUAAAGCAACGGAAGAAAGAAUACUGGUUUUUGGGAAGACGGGGAAAUGGCGGGUGUCCUGAGGAAGCUGACGGCGCUCGUGCCAGGCCUGGGUUUGGCGCUGAUGCUGCUGCACCCGGGCGUGCACACCGGGACUGUAGUGGGGCAUAAAGAGCCCAUUCCUGGAGACAGUAAGGAUAACAUCACUAUUUUUACCAGAAUUCUAGACAGGCUACUGGACGGGUACGACAACCGGCUGAGGCCUGGGCUGGGAGAGAGCGUGACGGAGGUGAGAACCAACAUCUACGUCACCAGUUUUGGGCCGGUGUCGGAUACAGACAUGGAGUACACGAUCGAUGUGUUCUUCCGGCAGAGCUGGAGGGACGAGAGGCUGAAGUUCGAUGGACCCAUGCACGUCCUUCCCCUCAACAACCUGCUGGCCAGCAAGAUCUGGACCCCAGACACCUUCUUCCAUAACGGCAAGAAAUCUGUCGCACACAACAUGACCACGCCCAACAAACUCCUGAGGCUGGUGGACAACGGAACCCUGCUGUACACCAUGCGGCUAACGAUCCACGCUGAAUGCCCCAUGCAUUUGGAAGAUUUCCCAAUGGAUGCUCAUGCUUGUCCAUUGAAGUUUGGAAGCUAUGCCUACACUAACAAUGAGGUGGUUUACCUUUGGACCAAAGGCCAGAACAUGUCUGUCGCAGUAGCGGAGGACGGCUCCAGGCUCAACCAGUAUGACCUGCUGGGGCAUGUUACUGGCAAAGAGACUAUCAGCUCCAGCACAGGAGAAUACAUAGUGAUGACCACAUACUUCCACCUGAAAAGGAAGAUUGGCUACUUUGUGAUUCAGACGUACCUGCCCUGCAUCAUGACUGUGAUAUUGUCUCAGGUGUCCUUCUGGCUCAACCGAGAGUCCGUCCCCGCCCGCACCGUGUUUGGGGUCACCACCGUGCUCACCAUGACCACCCUGAGCAUCAGCGCCCGGAACUCCCUCCCCAAGGUGGCGUACGCCACCGCCAUGGACUGGUUCAUGGCUGUCUGCUACGCCUUCGUCUUCUCCGCCCUCAUCGAGUUCGCCACCGUCAACUACUUCACCAAACGCAGCUGGGCGUGGGACGGCAAGAGGGAGGGGCAGGUCGUGAGGCCCUCGUGUGGAAUGCAGCAGAGUGGCACAGCGGAGGGGAGCGCCCCCUACUGGACGCAGAGAAGAGAAUCUACAUCACUUUCCAAAAAGGCCAACAAUACGUUUAACAUCGUCGGAACGACCUACGCCAUCAACGUCGCCAAAGAUCAGGGUCUGACCACCAUCGCCAAGAGUGCCACCGCAGCCCCGGUGAAGUUCUCGCGCAUGGAAGAGCAGUUCAUUGAGGGGAAGAAGUCCUACAACCGCGUCAGCCGAGUGGACCAGAUCUCCCGCAUCAUCUUCCCCGUGCUCUUCUUCAUCUUCAACCUGGUCUACUGGGCCACCUACGUCAACAGGAAGCCCACCAUCAUGACAUCAAACCCACAGAAGUGAACUCUGAAAACCACCAAGUCAAUUCCAUACAUUGGGCUCAACACCACUGAACUGGCUGAAGCAUCUUUAGAGCGAAUGCGUUGGCAGACCACUGUACACACAUUUCUCAUGGCUUAUGUAAGUGCUGCACACACAUGUUGCCAGCUGACUUGUUUUGAAAUAUGAUGAUACUGAUCCAUUUAGAAAAAGGCCACUGGGACAACGUCAGCUUUAUAAAUCAGAUCAAUGGCUGUGAGCAUGUAGGGAAAGUUAUAUCUCAGCUUUCAUUCAGAAAACAUUCACACAAUGUUUCCCUUUCUAAGGUCAUGCUUAUAGGACACCCAUAGCCAUAUACUCCCAUACCCACUCCUGAGUCCAUGGGAGUAGAGUAGUCUUUGGGACAGUGAAAGAACGUUCCCUAGCUUCUUUAUUUUUGCCCUUUUAUUUUUGGAAGAGUGAAAUGUGAAAGUUCAUUAUGCAGUGUGAAUAAUGUUCCUGUACCGAGCAGAGGUCACUGCAGGACAAUCGUGCCGUUUGUAUCUGUGGACGGCAGUGAAGGUCUGACUGUGCGUGGCUUUCUGUCCAGAGCUGCUCAUCCUCGUUUCUGAUUGGCUCACGCUCUGAUGGCUGUCAGGCCUCAGAGGGUGGUGCUUGGCAAGGGACACUCAUGUACAAAAGCGAAAAUAUAUAUAUAAAUGUAAGCUAUAUAUUUUCAUGAUAGUCGUACAUAGGAUGCACAUGUUUAUAGAUGAUAUACAAUCUCCACACAAUAUAUAAUCUUUCUGAUAAUAAUGAAGUAGGUAGUGGUAGAUUGGUAGUAGGCAGUAGUCAGCGAUAUAUGGACAUUGUGUGAGAGCAAAUGGCAAACACUAUAUUUACAUGUGAUUCUACACACGCAUAUAUUGUGCAUUUUGUAGAUAUUGUGAAUUCAGUGCAUUUGGAAAAUAAAUGGAAAAUGUCAUG